Molecule: messenger RNA, 1086 nt
Organism: Penicillium odoratum
Lineage: Eukaryota; Fungi; Ascomycota; Eurotiomycetes; Eurotiales; Aspergillaceae
Product: GTP-binding protein
Exons: 1
Coding region: 1-1086 (361 amino acids)
Cellular component (GO): cytoplasm
Source: RefSeq, a predicted model, not a curated record
AUGGCCCCAAUUCCCAUAACAAUCGUGACCGGCUUCCUAGGCUCAGGAAAAACCACCCUCCUCCUAAACCUCCUCCCCCAACUCCCCGCAACCUACAAACUCGCCCUCCUCAAGAACGAAUUCGGCGACGUGGCAGUAGACUCCCAACUCGCCUCAACAAAAUCCAUCUCCGGCGUCCGCGAACUCCUCAACGGCUGCAUCUGCUGCAAUCUAGUCGGUCAACUCAGCGAUGCUCUCGUCCAACUCCAAACCGAAGUCCGUCCCGACAGAAUCGUCAUCGAGACCUCUGGAAGCGCAUUCCCCGCUACACUCGCAAUGGAGGUCAACCGGCUCGCGAGGGAGGAGGGGGGCAAUUUCGUGUUGGAUGGAGUGAUCAGUGUAAUCGAUGUGGAGAAUUGGGAAGGGUAUGAGGAUACGAGUUACACGGCGCGGAUCCAGGCGAAGUAUACGGAUUUGAUCGUUUUCAAUAAGUGGGAGGGGUGUGAUGCGAUGAGGUUUGAUGUUUGUUUGGAUCGGGUGGGGGAUUUGGGGGUUGAGACGCCUUGGGUUAAGUCUGAGAAGGGGAGGGUUGAUAAGGAGGUUUUGUUGGGGAUUGAUGGGGCUUUGUUUGCUAAGGAAGGGGGUGAGAUUGAUGGACAUGGACAUGGGCAUGAUGAUGGGCAUAAGCAUGAUCAUCAGUCUGAGGUGGAGGUUUUGUCUGCUGUUUUGAAGGGCGAGGGGAAGAACGUGGAUGUGCAGGCGUUGGAGAAUUUACUUUCGUCUGCGCAGAGGGAGGAGAUUUAUCGCAUCAAGGGCAUUGUUAGGUGCUCUUCGACGGCACCGUUGGGGGAGACUUCGGAUGAUCUUGAGGGAUCGAGGCAGAAGAGUGAUGACUCGGGGAGUCGAUACUACAUUCUUAACUGGGCGUUUGGCCGGUGGACUUGUACACCGUCGACUGUGGUGGCUGAGUCUGCGGAUGAGAGUGUCAUUGUUCGCAUGACAUUCAUUCUCGCUCGCUAUGAGUCUGCCAAGUGGAAGAAGAAGCUAGAGGCGGGUGGUUUGGUACAAGCCGACGGUGCGGAGUUGACUGUGGAGCGACUGGUUUAA